Cryptomeria japonica (Japanese cedar) is the source of this 696-nucleotide messenger RNA. RefSeq names its product receptor kinase-like protein Xa21. The transcript has a single exon. The record is from RefSeq and is a predicted model, not a curated record. NCBI's taxonomy places the organism in Eukaryota, Viridiplantae, Streptophyta, Pinopsida, Cupressales, Cupressaceae. The coding region runs from base 1 to 696 and encodes 231 amino acids. Gene Ontology annotation, molecular function: protein binding.
AUGUCUGCUCUUUUGUCGUUGCUUUUAAUGCUUUCCGUAUUUUUGAUAUCCGCUCUUCCACAUUCUCUCAACAAUCUCUCUCAUCACCACCACCACCAACAAGAAUUGCUCUUGAGAUUCAAGGCCGCCGUUUCCAAGAACGGCACUUCUCUGGCCGACUGGACUCCCCUUCACCCCUUCUUGUGCAACUGGACUGGUGUUACUUGUCACUCGUCUUUUCACACUGUCCGUGCCAUCAAUUUAACCCUAAUGAGUUUAAACGGCACCAUCUCUCCUGUCCUGGGGAAUCUCUCCUCUCUUCGAUCCAUAGAUCUCUCCGGCAAUUACCUCACUGGUACCAUUCCACCCCAACUCGGCCAGCUCCCACAUCUACGGACACUCUUGUUGUACGGCAAUCAAUUAAAAGGAACCAUUCCGCCCACUCUCUCCGCUUGCCGCAAUUUGCAUUUUCUGGCACUCUCCUAUAACCAACUGCAUGGCAGCAUUCCGCCUGAGCUGAGUCUUCUCACAAAUUUGAAGUACCUCUACUUGGCCUCAAACAUUCUCACGGGUACCAUUCCGCCCUCUUUCGAAAAUCUCUCUGCCUUAGUCAUAUUGGAUUUGGGUAUGAAUGAGCUCUACGGCACCAUUCCAUGGGAAAUUGGUGACAAGCUCUCCAAUUUGGUAUCCAUUUACUUAAAUGGGAAAUCAGCUUAG